Molecule: messenger RNA, 3065 nt
Organism: Mizuhopecten yessoensis (Yesso scallop)
Lineage: Eukaryota; Metazoa; Mollusca; Bivalvia; Pectinida; Pectinidae
Exons: 6
Coding region: 92-2632 (846 amino acids)
Biological process (GO): replication-born double-strand break repair via sister chromatid exchange; positive regulation of double-strand break repair via homologous recombination; interstrand cross-link repair
Cellular component (GO): Fanconi anaemia nuclear complex
Source: RefSeq, a predicted model, not a curated record
CCUUUCAGAUGAAAACAUGGCUGUUGCCGUGUGCCUGACCGUGUGGGUGCACAUGCCAAUGUAAACAAACAACCGACAACUUGUGGAUUUCAUGGAUCGUCUGCUGGUUUUUGGUGGGAAAUUGAUACAAUUUUCGUUGAAGGAAUCUGAUGUAACUAAAAAUAUUGUAAUCGAGGCAAGAGUGUGGUCAUUGGUUGACAAUGAAGGUGAAUGGGAAAACGAAAGUAAUAUCGUUUUGGAGUUGGCCGGAACAAAAUCGACGGUAUCUGUAAGCAUUUUACAGACAAGAAACUGUUUAGAGAUAAAAACGGGGUUCUUGUUGCCUGUUGUUAUUUUACAAGUUUCGUCUCUACGUGAUCCUGUAAACAAUCAACUCUAUCUCGUUGGUCUCAGUCUGCCAACGAAGAGCCUGAUCCUGUUAAAAAGUGUAGAAAAAUCGGACACCACAACGACCUGGACUGACAGAUGUGUGUCGUUUACAGCGUUAGACGGUCCUGUUAUAUGCUGGAUGAAAGAUGGCUCUCAUGUUAUGUGUGUUCCUGGAGAGGAUAACCCCUGUCAACUAAAACCAACAGCUUUACCUCUUGAAUUCAAACCUAGUUCUAUCGUAGGUUCAUAUUACUCAUGUAGAAAAUUCUUUUUUAUUGCAAACCAAAAAGGUAAACAUGCACGAGCAUAUUCUGUAUCAGACUCAACUCUGGUUUGUGAGAACCUUCCCAUUGAACGUUUUUACUCAGCAGAAUUUACCAACAUAGUAAAAAUCCAUUUUGUAGACGGGAAAAUAUUCUCAUCAAAUUCAAGUGAUGCCACAACAAACCCCAUGAUACAGACCACUCUGUAUGCUGUCACAGAUGAAGGUUAUGUGUUGUAUUUUAAGGAUGGGCAACUGGACUUUGCAAUCCCCAUCAGUGAAGAGAUCCAAAUCUCAAGUGAUGUUGAACUACAUGUAUUCUGUCCCUAUGGAUUAACCAAGACUUUAGUUGCUGUACACUCGGAUGCUGCUGUGUUUCUUUUAGAUACUGCUGAAAGACAGGUGAUAAACACAUGGACGGGUGUGCAUGCUUGUCAUUGUGAGGACUUUGUGGGACUUGGCUGUCCACAGCUGCUAAUACUGAAGAAAGGGUUUGAUACUAACAGUGGAUGGCUGGUCACAGACACAUUCUCUGUCCUGAUUGACCGGUUAGGAGAGGAAGGACCCCGACCAGAAACAACAGCAACCAAGAAACACGAGGACAGUGCAUCAGCUGCUAUACACGCCCUGCAGACCAGACUCACUAAUGAUCUGGUGGUGCUUGGUGAGAAGAAAAGGGAGGUAACCUGCAAAGAGAGAUUUAUUUCGAGAACUUGGCAGACAUUGCAGGGUAAUCUACAAGGGAGACCACUCUUUCAAGCUAAAGAUGAUCCUUCUUUGAUCACUAUGCUGAACAAGACAGAAGAACAACCAUCAGCUGGAAAGAUUCCUAAGGUGGAGAACAGAAGUGAGGGACUCACAGUGACAGAGAUAUGGCAGAGAGUUACUGAGGGACAGUGGGUGGUGGGGGUGGACUGUAUCGCCAGAAAUACACUUUCACUUCAAGUGGUACUUGUACCAGAAACAGAGGAUUUGCAUUUCAUAGGAUGUAUAACUUGUUCCUCAAACCAACUCCACGAUAUUACAAAAGAUUUCAGAAAGAAACCUUUAUCAACAACAAAAAGUGAUGAAAUAUCCUCAGUCCAUAAUUCACAGAUAAAGAGACCAAGACUAACAGCUACCUGUCCUGAAGAAGAGGAGUUAUCUCCCUUGAUAAAACACUUUCCUGCAUGUGUUGCAUCACUGCCAAAAUUUGGGAGACUUCGGAAGGUUCGCUGUCAUGUGAUUCUACAGUGGACUGAGAAUGAUGUCAACAGGCAGCCUCAUUCUGGAUGUCAGGAUUGUGGAAUAAUCUCGCUGUCUGUGGAUGAUAUACUACAGGACAAAUAUGACCUGGGAAGGGAGGCAACUGCUAAAGUUGAAACAUCUAGAGACCUGACUACCCUUUCACUUACCCAGCCGGAGGUGGGCCUGAAGCUGGAGGGGACACGCCCCUACACUGUAGGGUGUCUGAGGGCCUGGUUGGAGGGGCGGGCAGGGUUUACCUUCAGGCCAGUGUACAGGUGUUACAUGUCCGACGUGACAUCCCUCCAUCUUGUUCGAAUUGAGGUCGGGGAUGGUGCUGCUGGAGAUGAACAACUGGCGAAGUUUACUCUAUCUGCAAGGAAUAUGGAGCAGAUAGCAUUGACUCUUCAUCACCUAUAUUCCUGCUUCCCUGACAAUGUUUUGAUUCUCCCUGACAACCAAGAGGUCAUUUCCAGGUCACUGAAGGUGGCAGUAGGCAACCUGGAAAAGGAAUUAACAUAUGUAACUUCUGCAAUGAAAGAUCUUAACAAGGGGAAGCACUCAUCCAUUCCGGAAGUACAUGUGGAGCAUGAAAAAGGUGUCGACGGACAUGUUGAUGUUGAGAGAGUGAGAUCAAACUUUGCCAAGAGAAAACGAGACCUUUUCUUUAGUGACACAGAAAUGGUUUCUACAGAGGAUAUGGAACAGUUCAGAAUAAAACUAGAAACACUCCAGAUAAACACUGAUAGAUCCAUGAAAGACCUGGCAGGUCUGUAAAACAAUGAUGGACCUAACUAGUCUAUAGAUCUAGGUGUUGUAGAUAUUAUAGUCUGUAGAUCUAGGUGAUGUAGACCUAACUAGUCUGUAGAUCUAGAUGUUGUAGACCUAACUAGUCUGUAGAUCUAGAUGUUGUAGACCUAACUAGUCUGUAGAUCUAGGUGUUGUAGACCUAACUAGUCUGUUGGUCUAGAUGUUGUAGAUUUUACUAGUCUGUAGAUCUAGAUGUUGUAGACCUAACUAGUCUGUAGAUCUAGAUGUAGAUCUUACUAGUCUGUAGAUCUAGAUGUUGUAGACCUACUAGUCUGUAGAUCUAGGUGUUGUAGAUAUUACUAGUCUGUAGAUCUAGGUGUUGUAGACCUUACUAGUCUGUAGAUCUAGAUGUAGAUCUUACUAGUCUGUAGAUCUAGGUGAUGUAGACCUAACUAGUCUG